Oldenlandia corymbosa var. corymbosa is the source of this 1224-nucleotide messenger RNA. The record is from the annotation of a GenBank genome assembly. NCBI's taxonomy places the organism in Eukaryota, Viridiplantae, Streptophyta, Magnoliopsida, Gentianales, Rubiaceae.
AUGAUUAACGAAGCAGCGGCUGAUCAGCUCGCCUUUGGCGUAAAUCAACUAGAAAAGGUUCCAAAGGUAGCCGUUACAGUCAUUUGCUUCCUGCUUCUUUGGAGUUUCACGGUUACUCUUUACUAUCCUCCUUCAGACAUCCAGAAUUAUGAUAAUCCCACCGCAGAUUCAAGCUCAAACUCAAACUCUUCAACGUUGUCAAGUCUGGAACAGGAUCAGAAAGAUUCUGAUUCUCCCCAAGGCCAAAGUCCGGUGACCCAAAGAGCUGGUGGUGAGAGAAGAAAAACGGGAAGAAGCGCAGUAACAGGGAGAGAAAAUUGCGAUUUGUUUUCAGGGGAAUGGGUUCUGAAUCCAGAGGCACCUUAUUAUACGAAUGCAACUUGCUAUACGAUUCAAGAUCGUCAUAAUUGCAUGAAAUAUGGAAGGUCCGACACGGAUUACUUGAAAUGGAGGUGGAAACCGGACGGAUGCGAGCUACCUGUAUUCGACCCGCUUCAGUUCCUGGAAAUUGUUCGUGGGAGGUCUAUUGCUUUUGUUGGAGAUUCUGUGGGAAGGAAUCAUAUGCAAUCACUGAUGUGCCUCUUGUCCAGUGUUCUUCACCCUCUCAAAUUGUCUUCAGGCGAUAACAGCCAGUAUGAGCACUGGGUGUACAAGGAUUACAACUUCAACAUUUCCAUGUUUUCAUCUCCAUAUUUGGUAAGAUCAGAAAUUGGCAAUCCAGACGAUGAUGUAACCAGCACUUGCAGUUUGUAUCUUGACGAAGCUGAUGAAAGCUGGAGUACAAAACUAGAUAGCUAUGACUACGUUAUCAUCUCAUCCUCACAAAGGACCAUAACUCCAUCACACCUUGAAAGCGGGGAGUGGGACGAAGGUGGAGAUUGCCUGAGGAGGAAGAGGUCGUUUAAGUGGAAUGAGACUGUUUUGGAGGAUUAUGAUUCGGAAAUGCGGAGGAUACAAAUUCAAGAACUGAAAAUUGCACAAGAAGAAGGAAACAAGAGGGGCUUAAGGUUUAGAUUACUAGAUGUAACAGACAUGAUGUUGGUUAGGCCUGAUGGUCACCCGGGUAAAUAUGGGCACAGGCCGCAGGAGAGAAUUAGUAAUGACUGCGUGCAUUGGUGUUUGCCUGGGCCGAUUGAUACGCUCAGUGAUUUCUUGCUUGAGUUGCUAAAGAGGGAACAACUCAAAAACUCAUUAAAUUUUUUUUCCCCGCCAGUUGUUCAAUGA